This is a messenger RNA of Gasterosteus aculeatus aculeatus (three-spined stickleback), 4855 nucleotides long. RefSeq names its product t-complex 11, testis-specific-like 1 (gene tcp11l1). Gene Ontology annotation, biological process: signal transduction. NCBI's taxonomy places the organism in Eukaryota, Metazoa, Chordata, Actinopteri, Perciformes, Gasterosteidae. The record is from RefSeq and is a predicted model, not a curated record.
AAACCGGAAGCGGCUCGCUCAGUUACCAGACGGCGCAUUGAAGAGAAGCUGCUGCGACAUCAGUGAGCUCGAGCUCUCCGGGACGCAACGAAUGACUCCCUCCUGCUAAAAAAAAAAAAAUCUGUGACGGUGAUACAUUUCGUUGUGGCCGGGCUGUCCAGAUUUAGCUGCUGUCACAAAGGCUGCAUUGUUUGUUGACAGUGAGAGACCAAAGCUAAAGUUGAGCCUCUCGGCUCACCAGUCUCCCUCCUCGGGGCUUCCCACGCGCUGAAGACUGAAGCAUGCCUAACGAGGCGGACCACCUUGAGGCCAGAGGAGACAAGGAAUCGAAGAAGAAGGAGGAGGAGGAGAGGAUGCAGGGUGCUCCCGAGGCCACAUUGAAUGAGAGGAUACGGGCAAAUAGUUCGAGCCCCCACAGGGGGAACACUCCUCAAGCCAGCCCGCCCCGGUUCGUCUCCGUGGAGGAGCUGAUGGAGACGGCUGAAGGAGUCACCAACAUGGCUUUGGCUCAUGAAAUAAUGGUCAACCAGGAUUUUCAAGUCAAACCGGUGGUCCUUCCCGAGGGGAGCUUGGAGCGCCAAGUGAAGGAGAUCAUGCACAAGGCAUUCUGGGAUUGCUUGGAGGCUCAGCUGAAGGAGGAACCGCAGACGUAUGGACACUCCAUCAAGCUGCUGUCCGAGAUCAGAGAGACCUUGCUGUCCUUCCUGCUGCCGGGCCACGGCCGCCUGCGCUCCCGCAUCGAGGAGGUCCUGGACCUGCCGCUGAUCCAGCAGCAGGCCGAGAACGGCGCGCUGGACAUCGGCAAGCUGUCCCAGUUCAUCGUCGGGAUGAUGGGCUCGCUGUGCGCCCCCUGCAGGGACGAGGACAUCCGAAAGCUGAAGGAGAUCACUGACAUCGUGCCCCUGCUUAAGGAAAUAUUCUCCGUGCUGGACCUGAUGAAGGUGGACAUGGCUAACUUCGCCCUGACCAGCAUCCGGCCUCACCUGAUGCAGCAGUCGGUCGAGUACGAGAGGAGCAAGUUCCAGGGGUUUCUGGAGAAGCACCCCAAUGCCUUAGACUACACAGAGAAGUGGCUCGAGGACACGCUGAGAUGCAUGAGAGAGAGGGGCCCCUGCGCCCCGUCGUCAGGCCCUCCCUCCCUCUCCCCCGUCAACGUCCACAACCACGCCUACCUCCGCCUGCUGACGUGGUCCCACGCCUCCGACCCCUUCCCAGAGACGGUGCUGAUGGAUCAGGUCCGGUUCCAGGAGAUGCACCGAGAGGAGGAGCGGCUGGUCAUGCUGUCGUCCGUGCUGCUCAUCGUCUACACCACCACGGGGGAGGCCAUAUCCGGCCUGCCGGGGCUGAUGGAGAAGCUGAAGGACAUCGUCAGCGCCAUAUUUGCGGACAUGCACGCGGCGUCCUUCAACGCACCGGAGGCCUUAGCGACCGUCGGGGAGAAGCUGUGUGUCGAGCUGAGCGAGUGUCUGAGCCGACACGGCUACUCUCCGUUCACGGCGGUCCGGAGGAGCGCUCUGACGGGACAGAUCUCCGCUAUCAUCCAGCCCGACAACAGCGUCCGCCAGCUGAUGGAGUCCCGGCUUCAGAACUACCUACUGGCCUCCCUAGAGUCCAGUCAACACAAGAACCCCCCCUCUCUCCCUGGAGGUCUGGCCCCGGUCGGCAGGGAGGUGAAGGAGCUCGCUGUUCGCUUCAGUCGCCUCAUCAACUUCAACAAGCUGGUCUUCUCCCCGUUCUACCAAAAGAUUCUCCAAAAACUCCUGGCACCCGGGGAGAGUCCCAGCACUGGGACGUAAGCAGUUUGCCCCCCACCCCUCUCCCCCGCCCCCCUCCGUCAUUCCCCUCCUCUUCCGCUGAGGACGCUUAUCGGUCCCCAGCGCUUGCACCUUUAACCGAUAUAAUGAAAGCAAACCCACUAGCGACCAUCUCGAUGGCAUCAACUCCCACUGCUGCUUCUAGGAUCAAAUCUCAGGCCUCAUAACCCUCCGGCUGCCCUCUGUUCAGUGUUCCUCGCACGGCCGGGUGUCCUUCACUUCAUCCGAGCCAAUAGCUGUGUUUUAGAACCAACACUACGUGUUAUGCUCACCUUACUUUGCAGCGUAGAACACUAUAGGGAGCUGCGAUAUAAGAUGAAUGAAUCUACUCUUUUAAAUCUUUGACAUCUAUGUUAAAGAUAAAAUCAACUGGACACACUGAGGGUCUUUCUAUUUAAAUAGUAUGUACUCAGAGUGACACACGUUUGGUCCUGCUGCGUUUCGGCCCGAGUUUAUUCUGUGAAUCUUUAAAAAAAAAAAAAAAAAAAUGUCUACACCUAAACCUACGGCCCAAUCUCUUUAAACGUGCUCCAACAAUUCUUUGAGUACAAACUACAGCAACAGAGCUGACAGGGUUAACCUGAGGGGGGGGACCAGAGGUUGGCCAUUAGCUUGCCAAAAUGGCAUUUUAGCGACCAGCCCGCUAUGUUAAUAAAACCCAGAAAAGCUCGGAUUACAACACACAGGGAGAGCGACUUCAUACGGACACAGAGAGACAUCACUUUAUCUGUACGUGGCAAAUACAGCUGUUUGAUGCUAUGCUCAUUCUCUGUAUGUCAUUUAUUCUAUGUGUUAUUAUAAGGCGCUCUUAUGGCGUCUCAACAUGUGAGGAGUUGCAGGGAGAUGGAGUUCGGGCCGAGACAUGCAGGCCGCAUUCCAUGAGAAAAGCCAACAAGCUCAUUAAGGGGUUCCACAUCUGCAAGAGUUAGAGACGAGAAGAUCAGCCGGCUAGUUGGGACUGGCAACGAGCAAGAAGAGUCCCGCUUAGUCCACACCUCUGAAUUAACAUGGUUUCUCCCGGUUGUUUAAAUUGACAAUUUUACCGGCCGUUGAAUCUCGUCAUGGUCUUGAAUAUUUUUUCGACAGAUUUAUUUUUCUCAAGGGAAAUGUAGGAAUGUUGUGCCCGGGAGCAAUUGCCUAGCAACCACUGUGUCGAAAUUAGGCUGCAGGAAGCUGCCUGAACGUUUCAUUUAAAACUUAAAAAAAUGUUGCAAACCCUCCAAACGCUUCCUCUAAAAAACACCUCAUUUAUAUGACUCAUUUUUCACAGGAUGCAAAACAGAACACAUUAUGUUCACGUAAAUUAAAAUUGACUAUUACAUGAGUUAAUAAAUAAUGAUAUUUUACAAUAAUGCAGAGAUUUACCAAGUCCUACUCUGUGUGGAAGGCCGCAAUAACGAGCUGCAUUUGUGGCAACUACUGGUUCAUUCAUAUAUUUGGCAGGGCACAUGGGUCUAAUCAAAAGGGGAGGAGCCUAAAACAGAUUCUUCAAGUGAGAUACAUGAGGCACUGAGUGAAUAUUUUUCGUAUUAAUGCAUUUGAAUUAUCAAUUUACUCUUUGUUGUACCAGAUUCUUUAAAUCUCUCUUAAAAUCUUCCAAUUUGUUAAAUACAUGUAAAAUAGCUUUGUUAAGUUCCCAUGGUUACCGCAGUGGCCUGGGUUCAAAUCCCACAUGUGGCCUUCUGCAUUUUGUCGUCCCGUUUAGCAAGUAAAGCUAAGGCUUGAGUCAACGCCGGACAAGGUCCUCCUAGAGCUCUCCUUCAGUAAACACUGGCACUCAUUCUGCUCAAAGAGGCCUGACGAAAGAUCGUACUCCGAACACAGCAGCAGCAGCACCUCUUUAGUCAGCAUUCAGGAGUGAGCAGUUUUCAAACUCUGUGCUGCUGUUGUAAUGGAAUGAGCAAGACGCCAGAUGAUGGACUGUGGCCUUUUUACUGUUGUGGUUACAAAUUAUACCCUUUUUUGGUGAUUGAAAUCAAAACAUUCUUAUUAUCAGAUUGGCUUAGUUCGACAGUUCAGAUGUUUGGGUUUCGACGUGUAUAAAAAAUGAAAUAACAUACCUUUUUGAGCACUGAAUUUAUUUCAUAACAUAAAAGCCUGCUUGAGGGUCCAAAUCUUCGUACUGCCUCUGAAGUGCAGCAGCGGCCAGAUGACAUUUCGAUGAGAUUCCUCUUAACAAGAAUCUGAGAAUAACUUCCUACGUAUUUUUUCUUGAAUUAGUCCACACUAGUAAUAUAAAAAUAAAGGUAGACUUUUUGUAUCUGCUGUACGUGUGUGUGUGUGCGGUUCAUUAGAAAAGAGGAAAGUGAAAGAGGGAGUUGAUGGGACCAGACCUAUUUGAACCGUAGCUGUCUUUUAAUAGUUUCUCAAUUGCAUUUUGUUCUAAUGGUUGAUAACAUGUUAAGAAUUUUUACCUUUGUCCAACACGUUGGGCCACAUUCGUUCAGAUAUGUGUAGGAAUGUUCUGCCCACAAAAUAAUUCCUUGAAGUCAAUGAAUUACAAUGAAUUUUGAGUUGUCAAAAAUGUUUUUAUUGAAAGAAACGUUUGAUCUACAUUUGAUGGCAUUGAGGCUUUCAAAAACAACACGUUUGCUGCUGUUACAAAACAGUGUGCUCUUGCAAUCUGACAGCAACAUGGAUCUGAAAAGAUCAAUAUAUAUAUAUAUAUAUAUAUUCAUCAUGACUAUAUGCUGAUCAAAGGGCAUCAAUUUUCUCAAGGUAUUAAAUACUGUUGGCCAAUUCAAUAAAUCGUUUUUUAAUGAAUGUGACUUUUGAACACACAGCGCCAUAUCAAAGAUUUUUAAUCUGUCAUUUAUUUAUACAUAUAAAUGACAGAUUAAAAACAUUGAUGUACAAUAAUGGUUGCUUUGCUUAAUAUUUGACACAACAAUUGUACCGUGUGGUAGCGUGUAACGUUUUUUUGCUCUAUCAAGCAGGAUGACGUUGAAUAACACAUUUGCAUUGCAUGACGCCACCGAUUACGCCGGUAUUUGUCUUUUAAUGUCAAUCCCACAUGCCAAUAAAGCUUUGUCCGUCCCAAA